Lontra canadensis (Northern American river otter) is the source of this 705-nucleotide messenger RNA. It is a transcript of the gene NRTN, whose product is annotated as neurturin. NCBI's taxonomy places the organism in Eukaryota, Metazoa, Chordata, Mammalia, Carnivora, Mustelidae. Gene Ontology annotation, molecular function: growth factor activity; glial cell-derived neurotrophic factor receptor binding; receptor tyrosine kinase binding. The transcript is spliced from 2 exons. The record is from RefSeq and is a predicted model, not a curated record. The coding region runs from base 1 to 684 and encodes 227 amino acids.
AUGCCUUGGGGUGGCGAUAUAGAACCCCCGCCCGACGAGGGGCGUGGCCUUCACGCCCCCGAUUCCCACUCCUCCUUCGGGCCCGCCCACUGCCCCGCCCACCUGACGGAGAGCGGCCGUGGGCUGACACCUGGCCUUGGGGGGGUGCGCGAAGGCCCCCGGGUGCCGGCAAGGGCAUGUUUCCCGAGGGGAAGGGCGACGGUCGGAGCUCUCCCCCAGCCACCCACCGACCCACCCCGCUCUGUGUCUCUCCUCGCAGAUCGUGCGCUGCUGCAGGGCGCCCCGGACGCGGUGGAGCUGCGCCAGCUGACGCCCUGGGCCGGCAGAUCCCCGCGUCCGCACCGUCGGGCGGGGGCCCGGCGGAGGCGCGCGCGCGCGCGAUCGGGGGCGCGGCCGUGCGGGCUGCGCGAGCUCGAAGUGCGCGUGAGCGAGCUGGGCUUGGGCUACGCGUCGGACGAGACGGUGCUGUUCCGCUACUGCGCAGGCGCCUGCGAGGCGGCCGCGCGCGUGUACGACCUGGGGCUGCGGCGGCUCCGCCAGCGGAGGCGCGUCCGGCGGGAGCGGGUGCGCGCGCAGCCCUGCUGCCGCCCGACGGCCUACGAGGACGAGGUGUCCUUCCUGGACGCGCACAGCCGCUACCACACGGUCCACGAGCUGUCGGCGCGCGAGUGUGCCUGCGUCUGAGCCUACCUCACCGGGACCGGG